Brachypodium distachyon (stiff brome) is the source of this 896-nucleotide messenger RNA. RefSeq lists its product as uncharacterized. Gene Ontology annotation, cellular component: cytoplasm; nucleus. Gene Ontology annotation, molecular function: 3'-5' exonuclease activity; nucleic acid binding. Bases 98 to 727 code for a protein of 209 amino acids. The transcript has a single exon. The record is from RefSeq and is a predicted model, not a curated record. Lineage: Eukaryota; Viridiplantae; Streptophyta; Magnoliopsida; Poales; Poaceae.
CCGAGCGGAUCGUAGCAGCAGUUGCGGCGCCGCAGGGGGUAUAUGUGCGUGUGAUCUGUGGGGGACGAAACCAACGAACUGCCGGCCGGAUCUAGCCAUGGCCGCCGCCGGAGCCGUUUCAGCGCGGCUCCGUCGCUCCACGCGGACACAAGACGACUACGAGGUGCUCGUCGCGGGGCGCACCGUCCUCGCCACCGUCACGGCGAGCCCAGCCGUCGCGCGCCGCUGGAUCUACACCACGCUCUGGCGGGGCCGCCAGCGCCUCAACUCCGGCAAGGGGCUCACCGUCGGCAUGGGCGUUCAGUGGACGCCUCCUUUCCUCGGCUCCUCCUCCGACGACGAAUCAGAGUCCUCUGACGAGGAAUCAGAGUCCGAGCCGCGGCCGGGCACGGUGCAGCUUUGCAGCGGGCAGCGCUGUCUGGUGUUCCAGAUCGCGCAGGCGGCCAAAUAUGCAGACGACGGUGCGACCCCCGCCGUGCUCCGGCGCUUCCUGGACGACCCGCGCGUGGCCUUCGUGGGCUUCGGGUCCGACUGCCGCAAGCUCGGCGCCCACCACGGGCUGGAGGUCAGGUGCACCAGGGAACUGCGCGCCGUGACCGGCAUGGGGAACACCUCCAUGGAGCGCAUGGCGGAGCGGCUCCUCGGGUCGGGCGGGGUGAAGAAGGCCAGGCGGGUCGGCGUCAGCAGGUGGGACGCCCGCGAGCUCUCCGAGGAGCAGGUCAAGUAACGCCUGCGUCGACGCCUACCUCUCCUACUGCCUCGGUGUCACGCCGGACUCGGACUCGGACGCGGAGUCGGGAUCGGACUCCGACUAGAGUCAUGUCUUGUUUUCUCAAUUUCAUAGUUACUUGUCGAUUGUGGACGAAAUAAAGGUGCCAAUUUGUGUAUAUGGCUAU